Molecule: messenger RNA, 1392 nt
Organism: Rubroshorea leprosula
Lineage: Eukaryota; Viridiplantae; Streptophyta; Magnoliopsida; Malvales; Dipterocarpaceae
Source: the annotation of a GenBank genome assembly
AUUUUCCAAUGCAGGUUUAGGUUGCUUGAAUUCCGCCAGUUUUUAGCCUGAACCAACCGAGUCCCUUCUACUUCGAUUUUUGGAUCAUUUUCAUUUGGUGGUUCUUCUACUUCCAUCUUUUGAUCAUUUUCAUCUUCUUAGUUUUCUUUUUGACUGCGAUAGCCAGGAUUUUAAAAAAUCGAUAAAUUUUAUCAAUCUUCCGAAGAGAUCCUGCCGGAGGGAAGUGUCAGAUCAGUGUAGAAGUAAGGCGCCAACUCCCGCUCCGGCAGAUGACUCGCAAUUUCCCUGUUGAUAGUUGUUCAAUAUAAGUUUGGUGAGAUUUGAAGAGCUUGAGUCUACAAUCUAAAAUGUGUUUGCAAUGCUAUGACUACAUGUUGACAACAGCUGUUCGUGGGAGAAAUAGCUGCACCAGUGGUUUGAAAAAAUAUAUAGGUGACUGGUUCAGUUUCAGUUCUUGCAGGAGCUCAGUACUGCCUUUAUUAACUGAGAAUGUGGACACCGAGCUUUAUCAUUUUUCAAUGGGAGACAUAUUGCAUUCUUCUGGCUCCAAUAGGAACCAAGAACUGGUCGGCACCACUGCUGGAAGAAAGGCCUGCAAAGUAUCUCAGGUGGAGCAUGGGGUACUGCAUUUAGUUGGUGCAGAAAAUCCUGAAGUUACAGUUUAUAGAAGGACUACCUCCUUAGAGAAUGCCCAUGCAAAAACUGAGAUCUUGUUCUUUCCUUUUACAAGAGAACUAUCCCAAUUGUCUCAGUGGUUUGUUUGUUAUACAGUUUCCUCCAGUUGUUUGAGUCAUUUCUCAGACUUUUAUUCAGGUUCUGAAGCCAAUUAUAUGAAAAAAGUUCAAAAUUGAAGGAGAAAUCUACCAUAAGGCUCUCUCAAUGCAUCUUCAGACACUUCCAUCUUAUCUUGGUGGUGACUGCACAUGGACAAAAUGCUCAACUAUUAGUGGGGUUAACAUGCGGUGGUAUCCCUAUGCAAACAGGAUUAAGAGGACAGGGGGCAAUUGACGAUCUUAGUGAUAUUGAGGAUAUACUCUCACCAAAUGUGACUAGUCCUGACGACAUUCACAUUAAAGUAAGCUGUGACCAGGUGCUGAGAACUUCCAUUUUUUAUUGCUUUCAUUGCAGAUUUAUUUGAUCCUGAAAGUCACCCCUUUUAGCCUCUAUUAGGUAAAAGUUAAAUGGGGUCUUUUUGUUACAUUCUCGAUUUUUUCUUCUUUGAUGUGACCUAUUUGAUGAUAUUAUUAGAAUGUAGUACGGUUCUUUAGAAACUUCAUUGUCUUUUGCACUUUUUUCUUUCAGUUAUCCAUGAAAUAUUGGUUACCAUACAUUCAAUCCUGUUGAUGCAACUUGAGUUGAAGCUGUAUCUUUUAAUAAUCUAUUUUGAUAGUU